AUAUGUAUCUACAUACCAAUUUUUCUGAUGGCAGUAAUUGGAAAUAUCUUUGUUUUGAUCGUCAUUUUACUCAAUCAGAAGAUGAGAAGUAAUUCAGCUAAUUACUUUCUGGUCAAUAUGGCCAUUGCUGAUAUUUUAGUUGCUGUAUGCUGUAUACCAAUGACGGUAGCGGAGAUAGUUUAUCAAGUAUGGAUUUUUGGAGAAUUCAUGUGUAAAGUUACUGGAUAUUUACAAGGUAUUUAUGUGGGAGCCAGUGUUCUAACAAUCGUCUGUAUGAGUGUGGACAGAUUUGUGGCUAUCAGAUAUCCAAUGAAAAGUCGUCAAAUAUUCACCGUGAAAAAGACAAAGCAAUUGAUCCUGACUACGUGGCUACUGGCAAUUGGAGUUAUGGUUCCUUUGAUAUUGGUCAGGAAGCUGGACGAUUAUAAUCUGGUGGUCAAUGACCUGUCAAUCAGUUAUUGUGUUGAACAAUGGCCGAGUACAGAAUACAGACAAAUUUACGACGUGUUUCUGUUCUGUUUUAUCUAUAUUAUACCCGGAGUAGCUGUUAUGUUGCUGUAUGCGUUAAUCGGGUGCAGACUGUGGGUGAAAGACACUAGUUUGUCGCGCCAGAAUUCCUACAUGAACAAUGAAGUUAAAAUUAUGAUGAGCAGACGCCGACUGGCACUAAUGAUGAUCAUAAUAUCUGUGUUAUUUGCUGUCUGUUGGCUGCCAUAUUAUAUAUUAAACUUAUUAAUGGUGUUCAGUCCCCGGAUAUCAAGAAAAGUUAUUCCCCUUUAUCCUUUCGCGCUACUCUUGGGACAUUCAAAUAGUGCGCAGAAUCCAAUACUGUAUUGUUUUAUGCACCGGAAGUUCAAGGAGUGUAUCUUUAGAUUGGUGAAGUGUCAGUGCCGU
Molecule: messenger RNA, 894 nt
Organism: Lottia gigantea (owl limpet)
Lineage: Eukaryota; Metazoa; Mollusca; Gastropoda; Lottiidae
Exons: 3
Biological process (GO): G protein-coupled receptor signaling pathway
Cellular component (GO): membrane
Molecular function (GO): G protein-coupled receptor activity
Source: RefSeq, a predicted model, not a curated record